Messenger RNA from Lactuca saligna, 1901 nucleotides. NCBI's taxonomy places the organism in Eukaryota, Viridiplantae, Streptophyta, Magnoliopsida, Asterales, Asteraceae. The record is from the annotation of a GenBank genome assembly.
AUCUUUUCCAAUUGUCUCUUUGUAAUGUAGCAUCAUCGUACUAAGGUCAUCACCGCAAAGCAAAGAAGAAGAAGAAAGAAGGAGAAGAUCAACAAAAUGUCUGGUUUUCUAAACGAUGAGCUCUCGAAGAAAACCUCGAUUUUCGGUUUAAGAUUAUGGGUUGUUGUUGGAAUUUGCGUUGGAGCCGCUAUUGUGAUCUUGAUGUUCUUAAUUUCACUCUAUUUCACCUCAAAACACAACAAUUCCUGCAAAAAAACCAAAACUUUACCUCAAAAGCCGACAAUUCCAAACAUCUCUAAAGAAAUUCGUGAAAUCCGCAUCGACCCGACCCGAACUCAUAAUCAAGAAACCCCAAACACCAUCCAUAAACACCAAAAUCCCGGUCAAAACCCGUAUCCCGAAUCUGAUUCUUUAGCUGUAGUUGAUAGGCAUGCAGAUGAUGAGAGUAAAUUAAAUGGGUACCAGAAAAUUCAGAUUGAUAUAGGAAAGAAGCACCGGAUUUCUUACCCGGAAAAGGGCGGUGGCGGUGGUGGUGGUGGGUUGUCUCAUGAAAGCGGCUCAGGCGAUCAACAGGCGCCCAUAUCUGUCCAACCUGAGGUUUCCCAUUUGGGUUGGGGCCAUUGGUAUACUCUUAGAGAGCUUGAAAUUGCAACAAAUGGUUUUGCAGAUGAGAAUGUGAUCGGUGAAGGUGGAUAUGGGAUUGUUUAUUGUGGAGUUUUAGUCGAUAAAACCACCGUUGCUGUCAAGAAUUUGCUCAACAACAGAGGACAAGCAGAGAGGGAGUUUAAAGUUGAAGUAGAAGCAAUCGGACGCGUACGCCAUAAGAAUUUAGUCAGGUUGCUCGGCUAUUGUGUUGAAGGAGCUCACAGGAUCCUUGUUUAUGAGUAUGUAGACAACGGAAACUUAGAACAAUGGCUUCAUGGAGAUGUGGGACCAACUAGUCCGCUUACAUGGGAGAUACGCAUGAACAUUAUACUAGGAACAGCCAAAGGGUUGACCUAUUUGCACGAAGGACUCGAGCCCAAAGUUGUUCAUCGUGAUAUCAAAUCAAGCAACAUUUUGAUCGAUAGGCAAUGGAACCCUAAAGUUUCGGAUUUCGGCUUGGCCAAGCUUUUAGGCUCCGAAAGUAGUUAUGUCACCACCCGAGUCAUGGGAACAUUUGGGUAUGUUGCUCCGGAGUAUGCAAGUACUGGCAUGUUGAAUGAAAGAAGCGAUGUUUAUAGUUUUGGGAUUCUUAUUAUGGAAUUAAUUAGCGGUAGAAACCCUGUAGACUAUAGCCGACCUCAAGGAGAGGUGAACCUUGUUGAUUGGCUUAAAGCGAUGGUAACAAAUAGAACCGCUGAGGCAGUUUUGGAUCCUAAGAUACCCGAGAAACCAUCUUCAAGAGCAUUGAAGCGCGUUCUUUUAGUAGCAUUACGUUGUGUUGAUCCAAGUGCUCAAAAAAGGCCGAAGAUGGGUCACGUGAUUCACAUGCUUGAAGCCGAUGAUUUUCCUUUUAGAGAUGAACGGAGAGGGUCUCGAGAAACCGCAAGGGAGAGACCGUUUGAGAAACGACAUGUUGAGUCGGGUGAUAGCAGUGGGUAUGAAAGUAGCAUUCAAACAAGCAAAUCGGUAUGGAAAAGGGAAGAACAACUCUAGAAUCUACUCCCUUAAGUUGAGAGUUGAUAUUUGUGUAUAAUGUUUGUUGAUUCGUGCCAUUCAUGUAAGUUCACACGUUCACGAUUACUCAUUGUAGAGAUUUCAUAGCAUUAGCAUUGGUUUUGAGUUUUCUGAGUUGUUUAUGCUCAUAAUGUGUGUUUGUUUGAUUGAUUGAUUUUUGUGUUCUUGGUUUAAUUUGAUCGGUGUUGCGUGCAAAAACAAAAAAAAAAAAAAAAUGAAAAUUAGAUUUUAUUGUGAUUGAA